Molecule: messenger RNA, 3189 nt
Organism: Eutrema salsugineum
Lineage: Eukaryota; Viridiplantae; Streptophyta; Magnoliopsida; Brassicales; Brassicaceae
Product: glutamate receptor 2.8
Exons: 5
Coding region: 177-3053 (958 amino acids)
Cellular component (GO): plasma membrane
Molecular function (GO): signaling receptor activity; ligand-gated monoatomic ion channel activity
Source: RefSeq, a predicted model, not a curated record
UCAUUUUAAGACUUCUUCUUUGAGACCCAUUUUCGGUAGAGCAUUAAUUUCAAAGUCUUUCAUAGAUUCCAAGACUCUUUCAAACCAAUUGCUUCUUCUGUAAGUAUAUAAAUAUAUAUCUUACAAGAAGUUAAAGAAUCACAUUCAGUUUCUGUAUCCUCGAUCUUUGGAAAUUGAUGAAGACGAUGAACACUACAAAAACUCAUAACACCUUUCUGAGUUACUUUUUCUUAUUUCUUUGGGGUUUUCUGUUGAUGGAGGUUGGCUUAGGACAAAACCCAACAACUGAAAUCAAAGUAGGAGUAGUUCUUGAUCUCAAAACAAACUUUUCCAAGAUCUGCCUCACAUCUAUUAAUAUGUCGUUGUCCGAUUUCUACAAAGAUCAUCCUAAUUACCGCAGAAGACUUGCGCUUCACGUCAGAGAUUCCAUGGAAGAUACUGUUCAAGCAUCAGCUGCAGCCUUAGACCUAAUCAAGAACGAGCAAGUGAGCGCCAUCAUCGGACCAAGAACCUCUAUGCAAGCCGAGUUUAUGAUCAAACUGGCUAACAAAUCUCAAGUACCGACCAUCACAUUCUCCGCAACGAGCCCCCUUCUAAGAUCCAUCAGCAACCCUUACUUCGUCCGAGCGACUCUCGACGACUCAUCCCAGGUCAAAGCCAUUGCGGCCAUUGUCAAAUUCUAUGGGUGGAGAAGCGUCGUCGCCAUUUAUGUGGACAACGAGUUAGGUGAAGGAAUCAUGCAUUCCUUCUCAAACGCUUUACAUGACGUGGAUGUCAAAAGAAGUGUGAUCUCUCCGGAAGCUAACGAUGAUCAGAUCCUAAAGGAACUUUAUAAGCUCAAGACGAGGCAGACAAGAGUCUUCGUUGUUCACAUGGCCUCAAGUCUCGGAUUCCGAGUUUUGCAGAAAGCUAGAGAGAUCCAGAUGAUGGAGGAAGGGUAUGUAUGGUUACUAUCAAAUGGAAUGACGCAUAUGAUGAGACAUAAUGGUCGUAGCUUAGAGACUAUGCAGGGGUUGUUAGGUGUGAGGAGCCAUGUCCCUGAAUCGAAAGAGCUUGAAGAUUUCCGUUUGAGAUGGAAAAGAAAGUUCGAGAAGGAGAACCCAUCCAUGGGGGACGAUGUAGAGCUUAACGUUUUCGCAUUAUGGGCGUAUGAUUCGGUCACUGCAUUGGCCUUGGCCGUAGAGGAAACCGACACAAAGAACUUGCGGUAUGAUAAAGCUAGCGCUUCUCUAAAUAACAAGACAGAUUUAGGGACCCUUGAUGUCUCUCGCUACGGUCCAAGUCUUCUAGAGGCUCUGUCAAAUGUAAGAUUCAAGGGUUUAGCAGGAGAGUUUAAACUCAUUGCCAGGGAACUCGAGUCAUCAACUUUUGACAUCAUCAAUGUUAUUGGAAAAAAAGAGAAGGUUAUCGGAUCCUGGACAACAAGAAACGGACUUGUGGAUUUAAAUUCCAAGAAAAUGACGUCGUUUACAACAGAGAGGUUUGAGCCAAUGAUAUGGCCCGGACCUUCAAAAGUUGUUCCAAAAGGUUGGCAGAUUCCAACGGAUGGGAAAAAGAUUAAAGUGGGCGUUCCAGUAAAGAGAGGCUUCUUCAAUUUUGUGAAGGUAAAGACAGAUCCGAUCAGUAACGUAAUUACCGCAACGGGUUACGCCAUAGACAUCUUUGAAGCUGCUCUUAAGAAGUUGCCAUAUUCAGUCAUUCCUCAAUACUACCCUUUUGAGUCUCCAGAUGAUAAAUACAAUGAUUUGGUCUACCAAGUCUAUAACGGGACGUGGGAUGCAGUUGUUGGAGAUGUAACCAUCACAGCAAACAGGUCAAAGUAUGUUGAUUUCACUUUACCGUACACAGAGUCUGGGGUGUCUAUGAUGGUGCCCCUCAGGGACAACGAAAACAAGAACACAUGGGUGUUCCUCAAACCUUGGAGCUUAGACCUAUGGGUCACUACAGUUUGCUUCUUCGUGCUCAUUGGUUUUGUUGUCUGGCUAUUCGAACAUAGAGUCAACAAUGACUUUCGUGGACCGCCUCACCACCAGAUCGGCACUAGUUUUUGGUUCUCCUUCUCCACCAUGGUUUUUGCCCACCGUGAGAAGGUUGUGAGCAACUUAUCAAGGUUUGUCGUGGUCGUUUGGUGCUUUGUUGUGCUAGUGCUGACUCAGAGCUACACAGCGAAUCUGACCUCUUUCUUGACGGUACAACGUUUACAACCAGCGGCCACAACUAUGAGAGAUCUCAUCAGAAAUGGGGAGUAUGUAGGGUACCAACACGGCGCUUUCGUUUAUGAUAUUCUAAUAGGUGAAGGGUUUGAUAAAUCUAAGCUCAAGCCUUUUGGUUCUGCUGAAGAAUGCGAUGAUCUUUUGUCGAAAGGGACAUCAAAAGACGGUAUUGCAGCAGCUUUCGACGAAGUGGCCUACCUUAAGGCUAUCCUUUCUCAGUACUGCUCCAAAUACGCCAUGGUCGAACCUACCUUUAAGACUGCUGGUUUUGGCUUUGCAUUUCCCAAGAAUUCUCCUUUGACGGGAGAUGUCUCAAGGGCUAUCUUAAACUUGACUCAAGGUGAAGAAAUGGCACCCAUCGAGAACAAAUGGUUCAACAGUCGCAGCCUCGCUAGUGAAUGUCCUGAUCCAAAGACCGCUCUUUCGUCGAAUCGCCUCAGCCUCAGUAGCUUUUGGGGACUGUUCUUAAUAGCAGGCAUUGCUUCGUUCUUGUCAUUUCUCCUCUUUGUAGCCACCUUUUUGUACGAGCAUAGGCACACGCUAUGUGAUGAUGGUUCUGGAGGUUCCGUGUGGAGAAAGCUAACGUUUCUGUUCAGAAUCUUCGAUGAGAAAGACAUAAAGUCGCAUACUUUCAAGAAAAGUGCAGUUCAUAAUGUGAGUUCACCUAUUACUCGCACUCCGAGCCCUUCGACUAUACAGAUCAAACCAUGGCCACGAAGCAUGUCAUUAAACAGAGAGUUUGAGCGAAGAAGAACUUCUUUCUUCAUGACCGAAGAACGUUUCACAGUGCAACCAAAAGAUGAUGGAGAAUCUGAUAUUGAAUCUGGAGCUCAACGAUAGAGAGAAGUUAAGAAACCUCCAUAGCAAGUUAGAUAAGAAUCUAAUUCUUCCCUGCAUAUAAGAUCUACGUAAAUUAUUAACCUUAUUUGUAUAUAUAAUUAAGCUACGGUUAGUUAUCGUAAGUUUUAUUAAAUCU